AUGUUGGUAAUGAACUGUUGGCUGAUGUUUGAGGAAUUCAUCCACCCUGUAGUAAUUAGGUGCUACUGUGACCUUAGUUUUGCCCACCACCUGAUGUAUUCUUCACCUGUUACAUUAUACACAAUUGAAUACAUGCUGUCUGGAUACCUUACCAAUAUAAUUAGAACAAUGACAAUGCAUUGUGUUAACUGUUUAUUUACUGGCAACCACUUUAUUCAUAGUAGAAAUGUUGCAGGGAAAAUUGCUGAGGGUGUGACGUUCCAGAGGAUUUUGGAUGAUGUGAGAGAUUACAUACAUUGUGAGGAGGUUGAGAGACUGCACCUCCUUACUCGGAAGGAUCUUCACAAUAUCAAAAGGGAAUUUCUAAUUGAUCCUCACCAGUACCAUUCUAGUGAUGAAAUUAGUGUGAGUAUUUUUUUAGAAAGAAUGAAAGACUGUGUUCUGAUGCACAAACAAACUGGUCAAAACAUGGGAAAUUUAUCGAGUGAAGACACAAUGAUAAAGUUAAUGACAUCAUUCCAAAGUGAAUUGCUUAGAAAAUUCGGUUCCAAUAUUGUUUGUGUAGACUCGACACAUUGCACAAACGUGUACAAAUUAUUAGUGACAACAUCGCUAGUUAUAGAUGAAUUUGGGAGUGGGAGAAAGCAGGAGUUAUCAAAUCAACUGUGUUUGUCAGACGACACAAAUGUUUUUCGAUGUGCUUGGGCAGGUGUAAUGGGUCUGGCAGAACACAAUUUGCUAUGUACGUGGCAUAUUGACCGCAGCUGGAGAAGCAACUUGAGGAAAGUGCAUGGUGGCCCAAACAAGCAAACGCAGGUUUACAAAGCUUUGCGUAUGCUGUUAGAAGAAGCAGAUAUAGAAAAGUUCAGUGAGUUGCUAGAGUUGUUUGAGAGGGAGCUACAAGAGGACGAAGACACAAGAGAAUUUGGAAUGUAUUUCACAAAUCAUUACGGAUUCAGGCCCCAACAUUGGGCGUAUUGUUAUCGGCGUAAUUUAAACAUAAACACAAACAUGCAUCUGGAAGCCAUGCAUAGAGUAUUAAAGUACUGCUACCUUGAUGGCAAGACCAAUAAUAGACUGGACAAGUUGCUGCUGGUACAAAUGAAAUUAGUAAGAGACAAAUCUUUUGAAAGAAUUAUUAAGCUCUACAAGGGUGGACAUACUCAUCGAAUAGAGAAAAUUCAAGAACGGCAUAGAGAAUCCAAAAAAAUUGACAGAGGCCAAAUCACGGCCAAUAGUGAUGGCAAACGAUUUUAUGUGAAAUCUCAAUCAACAAGUGGCAUCACAUACACUGUUACUUUAAAAGCACUAGAAUGCAACCUCAGUUGCAGACUUUUGUGUUGCACUUGUAAUAUUUGCAUUCACAGUUUCUCUUGCUGUUGUCCAGACAAUUUAAUAAAUCUGAACAUUUGUAAACACAUUCAUGCUGUAUCAAUGACAUAUGACUUACAUUUCAGUAAAACAGUCAAAGAUAAAGAAACCACUUCGAUACAACAGGCAUCUGCUAUUUUGUCCUCAAUGAAAAAGCAAAAUGAUGAGGCAACUGCUUCACGGGGAACACAGUUGAAAGCUAAAUUAAAAGUCCUGCUAAACCAUGUAGAUUCAUUAGAUACUGAAACGGAAGAGACAGUGGAAAAAGCAGUUGACCAUUUGCUGUCACUUGUUAACUCUCGCUCCAAGAAAGAAGGUCCACACUGUGCCAGCAAUGAGAAGUUGCAAGUGCAACACACAUCUAAUAAACAGAACUUCAGUCCAAAAAGUUUGUUUGGUAAACCAACCCUGGCUGAAAAGUCGAAUGUUGCAAGUGCUUUGGUGCAACCUGACAGUGAAGUGUUGAGUGUGCAUGUUGGCUUUGAUCACACAUACUCUAAAAAUUAA
Messenger RNA from Schistocerca piceifrons (Central American locust), 1878 nucleotides. RefSeq lists its product as uncharacterized. The transcript is spliced from 5 exons. Gene Ontology annotation, molecular function: zinc ion binding. Bases 1 to 1878 code for a protein of 625 amino acids. Lineage: Eukaryota; Metazoa; Arthropoda; Insecta; Orthoptera; Acrididae. The record is from RefSeq and is a predicted model, not a curated record.